Molecule: messenger RNA, 2350 nt
Organism: Gastrolobium bilobum
Lineage: Eukaryota; Viridiplantae; Streptophyta; Magnoliopsida; Fabales; Fabaceae
Exons: 5
Coding region: 518-1945 (475 amino acids)
Cellular component (GO): NuA4 histone acetyltransferase complex
Molecular function (GO): protein binding
Source: RefSeq, a predicted model, not a curated record
UCAAUUAGCUUAUCGUCCAUUGUUUCUCCGAUAUGCUUUUGAUUAAUAUUGUUAGGAGUUUCUUUCUCACUUCGAAGUUCAAACCUUUCUGUGCGCAACAAAUAGAAUCCCUCAGCCCCUUGUCUCACGCAUACUCUGUUAAUUAAUUUACAUUCUUUUACGCAACAAAACCAACCCAACAAAAAUAAAACACAUACAGAGACCACCUUAAACCGGGAAAAAAAAAAAAAAAACUAUUUAUCCACAAUUCCCGCCGGGAAACCGCUCUUGCAGCCUUGUCUCUCCAUACCCACAUCUCCAAAACCAGUUUUCCGACUCCCAGAAUCCUGUUUUUUUUGCCACAAUAACUUUACGUUCUACUUUUGCCGGUUUUUUCGGUUGCCGGAGAGGGUGGUGGCUGUUUUAUUUUUUUACGAGGGCGGCGUUUGCUAACGUGAGCCGGUUGCGCAGGAUAUUAUUAAAAAAGGAAAAUCGUGGCGGUGGUUGUUUUGAUCAGGGGGCGUAUACGUGGACGGUGAUGGGGACGGAGGUGACGGGGAGAUGGGGCACUUGGGAGGAGCUCCUCCUCGGUGGGGCCGUUCUCCGCCACGGGACCCGAGACUGGAAAGUCGUCGCCGCCGAGCUCCGAGCCCGAACCGUUUGUCCGUACACUUUCACCCCCGAGGUCUGUAAAGCCAAGUAUGAAGACUUGCAACAGCGGUAUUCUGGGACCAUGGCUUGGUUUGAGGAGCUUAGGAAGAAAAGAGUAGCAGAGCUGAAGAGAGCUCUAGAGCUAUCUGAAGAUUCUAUUGGGUCUCUUGAAUCAAAGCUUGAAUUCCUCAAGGCUGGGAAGAAUGAGGAAAAAGAUGAUUGUCAUGUUGACAAUGGUUCAGGUAGUCCAGAAUUACCUGUACCUUCACAGAAAUUGGAGAGAGUUGAAUCUUCCACUAAAGAUACCUCAAAGGAUGGGCUAUCUGCUGGGAGUUUCACACAUGAAACCAGGACAAACUGGUCUCCUGAAUGCCAUGUUGCAGCUGUGUCUGCUGAAGAUAUGGAGACUAAGCCUGAAGUUUCACCCUCUACUGAACAGGUCAAAGUUUUGAAUGUAGAUAAGUUGGCACAUACUAUAUAUGAAGGGCAAGGAGGAACUUUAAAAAAACGGAGAGGGAAAAGGAAGAGGAAGGGUUGUGGCAUAAAUAUUAAGGAAGCAAGUGUGGGAGAAAGUGACUUACUGGAUUCAGCUGAUGUUGUAUCAUGGUGUAAAGAAAGUUCUACUAGCAACUGCGGUGAAGUUGCCAAAUCUUCUGGUCUAGAUGAUCAAAAUAGGAACUUGAAAAAGGAUGAGACUGAAAAUAUGAUGGAGAUUUUAGAUUCUAUUUUCGAAACUAAAGGUGCCUCAGCCUUCCGUCGCAGACUUGAUAGUCAGAAGAGAGGAAGGUACAAGAAAAUGAUCCGGCGGCACAUGGACUUUGACACAAUAAGAUCAAGAAUUAGCAACCAAACAAUCAAGUCAGUCAAAGAACUUUUCCGAGACUUGCUGCUACUAACUAACAAUUCUUUAGUCUUCUACUCCAAGAGCACUCGUGAAUAUAAGUCUGCUCUAAUGCUAAGAGACAUUGUAACCAAAAAAUUGAGGGAGAGUUUGAAGGGUAUUAGCAGCAAAGCCACCGAGGCUAAUGUGUGUAUUAAAUUACCUUUGCAAAACCAUCAUGUGAAACCAAGAAGUGUACGACCAGGUAACAGAAAAAUUGUUGCAAAAGCAGUUGGUGGCAGCAACUCUGCAUCUGGGGUGUCACUGUCACAUGGAGCUAAGAAACCAAGUAAAGUUGAUUCCCCAUCCUCAGUGGAAUGCUUACCUGUCAAGAAGAAAGCUUUUGGUAGACCAAAAAAGGUUGGACGUGGGACACCAGGUCAAAGGCCUGCAACACCUAUCAAAGGAAAGAAAAGGGUUAGAACAAAGUCAUAGUGCCUUAACCAAUAUUUGUACAAAGAUUUUUCCUUUUUGGUUAGAUUUCUUUUCUUUUCUUGCCUUAAGGAAAGGACGUAGAUAAAAAAAUGCAAUGUAACAUUGCGAUUAAUCUACCCUUACUUGUACCCUUCCCAAGUGAGAGGGCCUUUGUACUAUUUAAAGAGUUAGGUUGGUGCAACAAACAAAAGGAACUCUGAUAAGCUGCACGAGGGAACUGACUAGAAUUCUAGAAAUAUAUGAAAUAGUUCUAAACAAUAGUAACUAAUGUGGAGAAGUCCACAAUCAAAGUAGUCACCACUUGCAUCUUUUUUGUCAGCAUAAUUGUAAGUACGAAUUUUGUUUGUAUCAAAAGUGAAGUGUUGCUACUUUAGAUGGAUGGGAAGUGAUUAGUGAGAAUAUUAA